AUGAAGUACUCUACUGCCCUCCUCGCCGUUGCCGCCACCACCGUGGCCGCCGUGCCCUCCAACUCCAAGCGCAGCCAGUGCACCUUUGGCACCUACGCGUGCCUGACAGACGACUCGGGCAUCCAGAUCUGCGACAUUGAGGGCAACUGGGAGCUCGUGGGCCCGUGCCCCAGCGGCACCUCGUGCGAGUAUCUGCCGCAGAACGGCUUCGACCUGCCCUUUUGCACGUCGAACCCGACCACCACCGCGACGCCGACGCCGACGCCGCUCAACGGCAAGGCCAAGGCCAAGCGCGGUGCCGACGGCGGCGCCAACUACAACUGGUGCCCGACGCCUGGCACGUACACGUGCGACGGGUGGAACGCCAUCCAGGUGUGCAACACGACCAACGGCCUGGAGAAGGUGGGCAACUGCCCGUCGGGCUCGCACUGCAGCUACAUCAACAACAUUCCCUACUGCGUGGAGUAA
Messenger RNA from Sporothrix brasiliensis 5110, 468 nucleotides. RefSeq lists its product as uncharacterized. Lineage: Eukaryota; Fungi; Ascomycota; Sordariomycetes; Ophiostomatales; Ophiostomataceae. The coding region runs from base 1 to 468 and encodes 155 amino acids. The record is from RefSeq and is a predicted model, not a curated record. The transcript has a single exon.